Molecule: messenger RNA, 5866 nt
Organism: Doryrhamphus excisus (bluestripe pipefish)
Lineage: Eukaryota; Metazoa; Chordata; Actinopteri; Syngnathiformes; Syngnathidae
Product: protein tyrosine phosphatase type IVA 2-like
Biological process (GO): protein dephosphorylation
Source: RefSeq, a predicted model, not a curated record
GGAUUCCACGGUGUGCUCAUUUGACUUUGAAAACCCUGUAGCCAAGUUGGCGAUGCGUGUUAUUUGGUUCCAUUUCAACAUUUCGUUUCAACAUGUCUUCCCAAGCCGAUUAAACUCUUAAUAGACGCUACUCUGACAUUUUGAGAACACCACGGUGCGUACCAGCUUAGCAUCAAGCUAGCGGGCCUUUGUCAGCCGGGAGCAGAACCAAAACAACAACAGCAUCACCAUCAAUGGUGUGUCUACAUCCAGGAGCAGUCACAUUGUCCUGUGUGUGCUCAAUGAACUAUCACCUCAGCUCACAUCACGGCUGCACAUGUAUGGCGUUUGCAAGACGUGAAGGGGAGUUCUGCCAAGCCCAGCACCUGCUGCUCAUUGUGGACAAGUGAACCAGAUACUCCAAAGGCACAAAUACUGCCAUACACGCUCACACAGGCUUUCAUUGCCAUCCUGUCAAACCCAUAUGAAGAAAGGACACCGUUUUGGGAACAGAGGAGGCUUUGCAUUGCCUUUGACUUCCUCGCCACUCCCUUUCUACGCUAAUUUACUUUGCUGAGUAAUUUUUGGGCUGAGAAUUUUUUAAGGAAAGCCAGCACAGGUCUUUUUUUUUUUUUUUUGGCCAUCCUUUUUUAUAAAGCACAGUACCUUUUUUGUAAAUUAAAUAAAAAUGAAUCGACCGGCUGCAGUGGAAAUCUCCUAUGACUGUUUAAGGUUCCUUAUCACGCACAAUCCCACUAAUGCACAACUUGGAAGGUUUAUAGAGGAUCUGAAGGCAUAUGGCGCUAACACCCUCGUGAGAGUAUGUGCUGCUACUUACGACAAGGCGCCCGUGGAACAGGAGGGCAUUCGAGUCCUGGAUAUGCCAUUUGAGGAUGGCUCCGCCCCCCCGGAGCAGGUGGUUGAUGAUUGGCUGAGUCUGCUGCAGACCAAGUUCCGAGAUGAGCCUGGCAGCUGUGUGGCUGUGCAUUGUGUUGCUGGUCUGGGAAGAGCCCCCGUGCUUGUGGCUCUGGCUCUAAUUGAGUGUGGGAUGGAGUAUGAAGAUGCCGUUCACUUCAUAAGACUGAAGCGUCGUGGAGCAUUCAACUCAAAGCAGCUGCUUUUCCUGGAAAACUACAAACCCAAAUUGUGCUUGCGCUCCAAAGAUGCUAACGGACAGAGCUGCAGCAUACAGUAGGAAUCGGGAUGGACAAGCACCCCCGCCCUCUGUAUCUUUACUGACGUGUCAUAGGACCAAGCGUGUCGUGAUGAUAUUGGAUGUUGUAAGGAUGUCGGUAAAAUUCCCACUCGCUAUACAGAAUCUAAGAUUACACCAGAAGCAACAAGACUCGGCGCGUUUUGAGAACGUGAUGUUCUCAUUAAGUUAACAUAAAGCACACAUUGAAUAUAUGUUACAAAAAGAUUAAUUUUUUUAAUUGUAUUUUGGUGUUUCGCUGUGGAAUAACGUAGCACGCAGGCUAACCAGGCUAGGCUAAUUGGCGACUCCAAAUUGUCCAUAGGUAUGAAUGUGAGUGUGAAUGGUUGUUUGUCUAUAUGUGCCCUGUGAUUGGCUGGCCACCAGUCCAGGGUGUACCCCGCCUCUCGCCCCAAGACAGCUGGGAUAGGCUCCAGCACCCCCUGCAACCCUUGUGAGAAUAAGCGGUAAAAAAAUAAUGAAUGAAUAAUAGAUAUCAAGGCUACGCGGCGGACGAGUGGUUAGCACGCGGGCCUCACAGCCAGGAGACCCUAGUUCAAUUCCACCCUGGGCCAUCUCUGUGUGGAGUUUGCAUGUUCUCGACAUGCAUGCCCACAUUCCAAAAAACAUGCUAGGUUAAUUAGCCACUCCAAAUUGUCCAUAGGUAUGAAUGUGAGUGUGAAUGGUUGUUUGUCUAUAUGUGCCCUGGGAUUGGCUGGCCACCAAUCCAGAGUGUACCCCGCCUCUCGCCCGAAGAAGACAGCUGGGAUAGGCUCCAGCACCCCCUCGUGAGGAUAAGCGGUAGAAAAUGAAAAAAACGUCCCUCGCAGCACAUUCGACAGUUCUGAUGUUUUUAGCUAUUGGCUUGCGCAAACGUCUCCCGGUGGCCGCCAACGAAAAAGUCGCAUUUACUAGUGGUUUACGUUUGGUGAGUCGAAGACGACACAAGUCAGGGAUCUUUCUGCACGUUGCAGUAGGCGAUGUGAGAACCGACGGGGAAAUGGCGAAAUCAGCACAACAGAUUCUACUACGACUAUAUCUACACACGACUGCACAAUGUCACACAACACUGUGAAGCAAAACAAUAAUAUUAGUAUUAGUACCGUAUAUAUAUAUAUAUAUAUAUAUAUAUAUAUAUAUAUAUAUAUAUAUAUACAUAUAUAGACAUGAUACUGUGCGUUGAAAAUGUAGCGCCCGUCUGUGACAUACGGCAACGUUAAUGUGAAGGCAUGGCCACUUUAUUAUGUCUGACAUUGAUAUCGAUACUGCAAUGCAUAUGAUGCAUAUCUGCCAAUUUGACCAUUUUUGGACCGAUGGCAUCAUAGCAUCCCCAUUGUGUACAUGAUAUUAUCAUAUAUGCAGUGUAUAUAUAUAUAUAUAUAUAUAUAUCCAUUAACGGGACCUCCCCUCCUGCCACAUUGGUAAUGGUAAUGGUUUAAUUUCAUUUGAACAUGCAUCAGAUUACAAUUGAAUGCAUCCCAUAAUCAGUUCACAGUUCCACAUGUCCAAAAGGAGUAGGAAGAAGCAAAGCUUAUUAAAUUCUACCCCUCCAUCUGGUACUUUUAUAAUCAGUAACUGUUACAUUUGUUCACUUCCUGCUUUCCUUAUAUAAUUUAAGUUUUGUUUUUUUUUGUAAAUAUGUUUUUUUUUUUAUUUUUUUUUUUAAAUUGUUUAAUUUUAUUUCAACAUAUGAUACAUAUAAUUUAAGUUUUUUUCAUUUUAUUUAUUUAUUUUUUUUAAUUUGGUUUUUAAUUUUUUUUUAUUUACAUUUUUUUUAAUGGUUUAAUUUCAUUUCAACAUGCAUCGGAUUACAAUUGAAUGCAUCACAUAAUCAGUUCCCAGUUCCACAUGUCCAAAAGGAGUAGGAAGAAGCAAAGCUUAUUAAAUCCUACCCCUCCAUCUCGUACUUUUACAAUCAGUAACUGUUACAUUUGUUCACUUCCUGCUUUCCAUAAUACAGUUUAAGGUUUUUUUUUUAUAAUAAUGUACCUCAUACCGAAGUACUCGGUGAUAUGAGCAUCCAAUGCCAUAAUGUGUACCAUAGUAAGUGUCAAUAUAGUGAUAUAUAUAUAUAGCACAUCAUGACUGGUUCAAGACUCUUCAUCCUUGUAUUUAGCAAACAUCAACUGCUUGUAUUGUUUCUAGAAUUGGCUCAUCGUUGUACAUUCAAAAAUAGGUGACACGUUUGCAAAAAUGAUCACAAAACAAAGAAUCACAAUUAUGCUUAGCAAAAAAAACAAAAAACUAUUUUCUUCCUGUGGUGUUAAAGCGAUCCGCAGUAUAAAAUGUCACGAAGUUAUGUAAUAGUCGGUGUCUGCUUUGACUUCUCCAUCCGUGCCACGUAAUUUGCGUCCCGGGGUGUAAAGAUGCAAUCCGACCGACUCGUCUCCGGUAGUCGUUAAAAGAACACACGUUACUGUACUACACACUUGAAGUGUACCUACUGUUUGUCCCAUGUCGCAGUACUGCCACAAGUUUAAAGGGUGUGUUCAACAGAAUGUAUUCUUAAAAGUAAAAAAAAAAAAACAUUUUAUAGAUUGUCUUAGAACAGGGUUGGGCAAACUUUUUGACUCGCGGGCCGCAUUGAUAUAACAAAAUUUCCGGGGGGGGGCAGACUAUAUAUUUUACACGUAACAGUCCACCUGGUAUUAUUGUAUCUGUAAAAUUGUCAUGCAAUCUGCUAUUAUUAUUUAUUUUAUAUUUAUAUUUAAAUAUUUUAAAAAUAAUAAAAUAUUAUAAUAAUUAAAAUAAAAUUAAAAUAAUUAUUAUAUUAUUAUUAUGUAAAAUAUGCAAAUAUAACAAUAUUAUGUAUAAUUAAUAUAAUAAAUAUAAUAAUCAUAAUAGUUAUAAUAAUAAUAUAAUAAUUAUUUUAAUUUUUAUUAUUAUUAUGUGCUUGUGUCUCUUUUUUCAGGAGCACUUUGUAAACAACAGACCAUGUCAAACAACCAAAUUGAUACAACCAUCAAAAGGUUGGCUCAGGCCAUGAUGCCAGGUUGUAUGUUGAGUUUAAAUUAAAUACUUUGGAAAGAUUGGGCGGGCCGUAUUCAAACACUUGGCGGGCCGGAUGUGGCCCCCGGGCCGUAGUUUGCCCACCCCUGUCUUAGAACAUCAAUAGUAUUAUCUUAGUUCCGUCAUAUCUGCUUUUUACAAUACAGCUUGCUAUCGUCCUUGAGUAGCCUGUGGGAUGAUACACAAAAUGUGCAAAAUAAUUUUUCAUGUGAUAUGCUACUUUGAUUUAGACAUCAUACGGUACUACAGGUAAGUCUGAACAAACUUGAUUACCCCAAGUUAAGGUAAUUUACUUCGUUUAACUACAUUUUUUUCUUAACAAGCACUUUGUAAGUAUUGGCAACAAACAGUAUCACAUCAUAUUGAUCAUGUCUAUUCAGCAUGCAGAGCCCAUUUCAUCAUAAAAACAGCGUGCGCUAGCAGGUUUAGCAAUGGGUAGUAGUGGCAGUAUUUGUUAAAGUCCUAAAAAGAGUACACAAGUACACAAAAUAAUAAUAAGUAGUUAAUGAGGAAUGAACCGACCAAACCGCUACCCAGUAGUUCCUCAUUAGUUCAUUGGAAACUACUGUAUUUUUGUGUACCUUUUAUUGUAAAAUGACACCAAGUGCAAAACUUGUCAUGCACAAGUUUCCCCGUGGUGUCACCGAAUCGGGGACGUUUAAUAUGACUCUCGUAAUGAAUUUGGAUUUUUCACAAUUUCAUGAUUGGUAACAGAAACUUCAGAAUUUCGUGGAAACUACAAGGUGGAUAUUUAUAAGCAGCUGGCGGCAAACAAAGCUAACCUUUUUUGCAUUCCCAUCUAGAUUUCUUUUCCAUUGAACUGUACAGAAAUGUUGUUCACAAAAUCUGUGUUAGUUAGUACCGUAUUUUCCGGACUAUGAGUCGCUUCUGAGUAUAAGUCGCACAAUGUCGAAAAAUGCAUAAUUAAGUGGGAAAAAAAACAUACAUAAGUCACACUGGAGUAUAUGGUAAUGGUAAUGGUUUGAUUUCAUUUGAACAUGCAUCAGAUUACAAUUGAAUGCAUCCCAUAAUCAGUUCCCAGUUCCACAAUUUCAUGAAUGGUAACAGAAAUUUCAGAAUUUCUUGGAAACUACAAGGCGGAUAUUUAUAAGCAGCUGGCGGCAAACAAAGCUACCCUUUUUUUUUUGCAUUCCCAUCUAGAUUUCUUUUCCAUUGAAGUAUACAGAAGUAAGCGAUGAGCACGGAGAACCAUUCCCUCAGGAUAUUGAAAAUAUACGAAAAGAUAAUCGGUUAAAAGAGUGUAGGAAACAAGCCAAAUAGCGUUGUUCAGAUUCGGAAUCGAGGGAAUUGUGUUAUUUUAGCCACGUUUACUUGUUCCCGUUUCCACCACGGAGCGCGACAUUGACGCUAACAGUCACAUGUUUUUGCUGCGUGAUUCCAAAUGUGCUUGUAACAUGCUGUUGUUUAUAGUUUUAUUUAGUUUAUAUUACCCCGUUGUUCCUUUUUAGUCUUUUGGUUCUAUGUUUUUUUUUUUUUUUUAUUUUGCGGUGUUUGUUGGUGAAAUGUCUAACGUCUAAUUAAAAGUGAGUGUGUAGUGGAGUAGUUGUGUUUACUUGUGCAAAGCUUAGAGAAUAUUCAGAAGUCUUUUACACGCUACACGUUACACUUUUUUUUUCUGUGUAGCAAACGUAACAAAAUAAUAAACUACUCAUGCUGUGAGGUCAA